Kogia breviceps (pygmy sperm whale) is the source of this 753-nucleotide messenger RNA. Lineage: Eukaryota; Metazoa; Chordata; Mammalia; Artiodactyla; Physeteridae. The record is from RefSeq and is a predicted model, not a curated record.
AUGCCGCGAGAGCUGCUCGCCCCUUACCCACGGGCUGCCGGUUCCAGCGUGGUCGACGACGCGGGCGCCGCUGAGGCUCUGGGGGACAGGCUACUGGGGUUUCCACUUCCACCGCCACGGAUUCGCUCCCGGCCGUGGUGGUUUCCUGUGCAGUAUCUGAGGAACCCGCUGGUGUUUUCUUUGGAGGCGUGGCUGGCCGACUCGAUCUUCUGCGCAAAACGAGCCGUGGUUCCGGAAAUGGAGUGGAUGAGCCAGGCCCUGCUGACGGUGGACGCAGUUCACGCCGGGAAGUUGGUGGAAAUCACGGUCUUCGGGCGGCCGGCUGUCCAGCACGGGGUGAAGAGCGUGCUCCUGAGCCUGGCGUCGAGUCACCGGGAGCAGCGCACCCGAGCUGAGAAGAUGGAACAACUCGAGGAGUUCUUGAAGGCCCAGGUACCAGGUCCCCAGGUCCCCCAGCGUCCUGUUGCAUAAGUGUUGUCAGGAGCAUGAGAACAGUUCUCCUUCUGCUACUAGAGUUCAAGAGAAGCAAAUAUCCUUAAAUGUAUGCAUUUAUUUUUUUCCUGUAUCUUGAUGGAUAGUGGUUUGAUUAUUUUGCUGCUGUUAUUUUGCUGAUUAAUUUACCUUCCUAUGAGUAAUGGUUAUUGCUCAUAGGAAUGUAAAUUCGUGCAACUAUGAAGGAGAAUUUAGCAUUAUCAUCCAAAAUCAUAACUGUUCAUCCCUUUGAUCCAGAAAAUUCUUUUAUUUGUUUAUUUG